This is a messenger RNA of Cladocopium goreaui, 1434 nucleotides long. The record is from the annotation of a GenBank genome assembly. Lineage: Eukaryota; Dinophyceae; Suessiales; Symbiodiniaceae.
AUGAGCUCCGACUCUUUUAGCCGAGUGGGUGUGGCCGGACUGGUGGCUGGAGCCGCUGCCACCGCCUUUGUUGGCCCUGCGUUGAGUCGCAGUGCUCCCUCCCCAGCUGGAGCCGCCCCAGCUUUCCGUGGGACUUCCCAAUCCACCGCGUCUGGGGUCAGCUUCGGUACUGCUGCGUUGGGCACAGCCACCCUGGCUGCCGUUGCCACCAGCGCCCGAAAGCAACGCACCAGCCGUACGGCCAAAGUGGUUCGCCAGCAAGCGCCGCCCAGCACUGCAGUGGCGGAGCGCAAGACGGAGGAUCUCACAGGUGCCUUGCCUGACUGCCCCGGCACCAUUUGGAAUGCAGAGGACAUUGACAUCAAGAAGCUUCCUCCAGUGAAGCAGACAGCACCUUUGAUCAUUGAUGCGGCCGAGUUGGGAGAUGAACUGAAGAAGGGCACGGAGAAACAAUGGGUUGCAGCCCAGAAGGACAAGAUCAUGGCCCAGUUGCAGGAUCAUGGUGCCAUUUGGUUCCGCAACUUUGAAACCACCAAGCAGCCAGAUGGUUUCAGGGAGUUCUAUGAGGCCUUGCAGUUGAACCCUUGCCUGGAUCCCAUCCACACCUCCGGUCUCCGGGCCAUGGAGGAGAAGAAACAUGCCGUCUACGAGGCCGUGAACAAGCCAUCCCUGGCAGGGCACUUUGUGGGGCUCCACAACGAAUCCACCUUUGUGAAGACCGCGACCUAUGGAGCUUUCGUGUGCUUCAAGCAGGCCUCUGAAGGUGGCGGUGAAUUUUUGAUUGCCGAUGGAGCCAAGAUCUUGGAGGACAUGGACCCGGCUGUUUUGGAGAGGAUCUACACCAACAAGGUCCGUAUCUCCGUGAGCAACUUGGAUCUCAACUUCUUGGGAUCUUUGCCCGACGGCAUGAGGGAAUCCGCCUCGGACUUCUUCCAAGACUUGAUCUUCAAGGUCGUGGCACCCAAGUUCGACAUGGAUUUGGAGAUGGUUUACGGUGCCGACCAGUCCAAUCCCUAUCGCCUGCAAGCCAUUGAGCAUGCACAGUCGCCAAUCAACAAGCACCCUGUGACAGGCCAGCCAGUUUGGUUCUGCAACUUGCACAACCACAGCCGCUACCUGCGGGACAGGCGUCCGUGCACUGUGCCAGAGGUUGGUAUGACGGACGUCUACAGCGGAGACCUGUCGGCCAUCCCUUAUGACGACGUCCGACACAUCAACGAGGUUUGCGAGAAGAACAUCCAAGUCAUGGCCAUGAAGGAGGGUGACGUGGUCCUGCUGGACAACUACCGCGUUCUCCAUGGCCGCAACACCUUCAAGGGCGACCGCAAGCAUGCCGUGACCUGGUUUGAGUCUUGUGGCGAGCCUCUGGCGAACAACCAGAAGCAGAAACCAGAUGACUUCAUGAAUGAACUCAUCAACAAGACCUUGGUCUAA